AUGCGGUUCUGGGUGGAUUGGGCUCUCUGGCAAAAACUGAGCAUGGUUCUUGCAGUUCUCCUGGCGAUAGUCCUCGUCUACGCUUUCUGCGUCCUUGCGUAUAACCGACGAAUGACCAGAAAACAUGCCGCCGCUGAAGCGUAUCAGAGAAUGGAGCGGGGCACCGAGCUACAUCCGGUGUCGACUGGAGGCAGCGACAUACCAUUUGGCGCCCGGGCGCUGGAGAAGGGUGUCCAGGUAGAUGGUAUUUGGAUUUCUACCAGCAACACUUCAAGCCCAGCGCAGCUCGCAACCCCAAACGCAAGCAGGCCGACGACGCCAGUCGUAAAGCAAACACAUAAAUCCUCGGCUGCUGACAUGGCAAGCGAUGUACAAUCCCGCUGGCACAAGGAACAGUCUGCUCUCAAGGCAGUUGGUGGUGACUUUCGACGAUUUGUGGCGCCGUCCAGAAAAGAGAUCGCGGAUAGCAGCAAGUCCAACAGCGGUGAUUCCGGCAGACUUCCUGGGAAUCAGCUUAUUCAUUCAGAUAUUGUUACGCCUCAGGAGUCCCAAAACUCAGUCGGAUCAGAUAGACGAUCAUCGCGAGGAUUCUUCGGCCCACAUAGCUCAUGGCUGACAAAGUCCCCCGAGAAGACCAAGCGGAAGUCGGUCGCUGACGGGCACCGUCGAGGGCAAUCGUCGGAAGAUUUCAGGCGCAGGAUCAGCAGGUUGAUCGAGGAAAAUAUCCAAACGCGUCCGAAAGAGGAAUUCCAGCUGAAGCCUCUACCGCGAGAUGGCGUGCAUCGACACAAGUAG
Aspergillus fischeri NRRL 181 is the source of this 795-nucleotide messenger RNA. RefSeq lists its product as uncharacterized. NCBI's taxonomy places the organism in Eukaryota, Fungi, Ascomycota, Eurotiomycetes, Eurotiales, Aspergillaceae. The record is from RefSeq and is a predicted model, not a curated record. The coding region runs from base 1 to 795 and encodes 264 amino acids. The transcript is spliced from 4 exons.